CUGUUGGGGGGGGGGAAAAAAUGUCUGCUAACGCUGCAUCUAAAAAACGCAAACUUCUGCCCUCUCAGCCAAACGAGAAGAUUCCCUGGAAGAAAAUGCGAGCAAAAUUGAAGGAGGAGAAGAAGCAACAGAAAGAAGCUCGGCUGAUCAAACGGUUAGAAAAGCAGAAAUUGCAAGAGGCCGAAAAACCGAAACAAAGCCAGAACAACAAAGGUCGGGCGUACACGGUGAGCGUGGCCCUGCCAGGCUCUGUCCUGGAUAAUGCCCAGUCGGCUGAACUUCGUACGUACCUGGCUGGACAGAUCGCCCGAGCUUGUGUUGUGUUCUCCGUUGAUGAGAUUGUUGUGUUUGAUGAGCAAGGGGAAGCUGUCAAGAGCGUGGAAGGGGAAUUUAAAGGCGUUGGGAAGAAGGGAAAUGCUUGCAUCCAGCUUGCCAGAAUCCUUCAGUACUUGGAAUGUCCACAGUACCUGCGCAAGUGGUUUUUCCCAAAGCAUCAAGAUUUACAGUACGCAGGUUUGCUUAAUCCUUUGGACAGCCCACAUCACAUGAGAAUUGAUGAAGAAUCGGAAUACCGGGAAGGAAUAGUCCUCGACAGGCCGACCAAACAAGGAAAAGGCUCACUGGUUAAUUGCGGAAUGAGAAAGGAGGUUCGAAUUGAUAAGCAGCUGCAGUCUGGACUGCGGGUGACGGUACAGCUCAGUAAGACACAGACAGAAGAGAGCAAGUCGUAUAAAGGUGUGGUGGUGGCGCCUCAUGUGCCCCGGACUGAAGGUGGAUCCUACUGGGGCUACAGCGUCCGUCUGGCCUCUUGUCUCAGUGCCGUUUUUACAGAAAGUCCGUACAAAGAAGGAUACGAUUUGACAGUUGGCACAUCGGAGAAAGGCAACAACAUCGAUCAAAUAACGCUGUCGCCCUUCAAGCACCUUUUGGUGGUUUUUGGAGGGCUGCAGGGAUUGGAAGCGAGUGUAGACUCCGACCAAAAUCUGGACGCAACCGACCCCAGUGUUUUAUUUGACCUUUACCUCAACACGUGCCCAGGUCAAGGCAGCAGGACCAUUCGCACAGAGGAAGCGAUCCUAAUUUCCAUGGCAAGCCUGAGGCAGAAGAUCACAGCCGUUUUUUCAGACGUUUCCAACACUCCAUUUAUGAGCUAAAUGAAAUCUAUCCUAAGACGUGCUGGAAA
Molecule: messenger RNA, 1183 nt
Organism: Thalassophryne amazonica
Lineage: Eukaryota; Metazoa; Chordata; Actinopteri; Batrachoidiformes; Batrachoididae
Gene: spout1
Product: SPOUT domain containing methyltransferase 1
Exons: 12
Coding region: 21-1154 (377 amino acids)
Biological process (GO): maintenance of centrosome location; miRNA processing
Cellular component (GO): mitotic spindle; spindle pole centrosome; kinetochore
Molecular function (GO): miRNA binding
Source: RefSeq, a predicted model, not a curated record